AUGGCACAACUACCUGCUUUCAGUAAACAGGUAAGGGGAAAAUCUGCACAGGCCACCCAAGAAAUACCAUCUGAAUAAACCGCAGGUGAAAGCAUGGCCUAUGGUCUUUACACACUGUAAACUUCAAGGAGUGGAACCAACUGCAAAAGUGUUAUUAACAGAAUAAUAUUUUUGGAGUUAACUCCAUGCGAUUGUCUUUUCAUUGUUUUGAAAUCCCACUGUUCUCCAUGCCAUCCAGUCACGUUCCAGUGAUCAGAAUGUUCCAUUGUCUUUUCAUUGUUUUGAAAAACCCACUGUUCUCCAUGCCAUCCAGUCAUGAUCCAGUGAUCAGAAUGUUCCAUUGUCUUUUCAUUGUUUUGAAAAUCCCACUGUUCUCCAUGUCAUCCAGUCACGUUUCAGUGAUCAGAAUGUUCCAUUGUCUUUUCAUUGUUUUGAAAAUGCCACUGUUCUCCAUGCCAUCCAGUCACGUUCCAGUGAUCAGAAUGUUCCAUUGUAUUUUCAUUGUUUUGAAAUCUCACUGUUCUCCAUGCCAUCCAGUCACGUUCCAGUGAUCAGAAUGUUCCAUUGUAUUUUCAUUGUUUUGAAAAACCCACUGUUCUCCAUGCCAUCCAGUCAUGAUCCAGUGAUCAGAAUGUUCCAUUGUCUUUUCAUUGUUUUGAAAAUCCCACUGUUCUCCAUGCCAUCCAGUCAUGACCCAGUGAUCAGAAUGUUCCAUUGUCGUUUCAUUGUUUUGAAAAUCCAACUGUUCUCCAUGUCAUCCAGUUACUCAUUGUUUCAACACAUGCAAAGGCCGUAAUGAAGUUUUUUAUUCCUAUUCCAGGAUCUACAGAAGCCGUACAAUAAAGUUGCUUUCUUAGUCACUCACAAUUCAUAUAGCUAUGGAAUCGAUUUUGGGAUCUGGGCUCAUAAUCAGAGGUUCAGUGUUGCCAGGCAACUGAACGAUGGCGUCAGAGGCCUUAUGUUGGAUCUUUACGUAGGUACGUGUUGUAACUGACUGUGCAUAAUGGUGACUUCCACUAAGACCAGGACGAUUUCGACCAUAGUAUUAUUUAUAACAGAUGCUUACAUGAGACAUUGAGACCGGGACAAAAAAUUCCUCAGACCUGCAUGAAGUCAUCGCGCUCGCUGGACCGAUCCCGCUCCGAAUUCAAUAUUCAUCCCGGUCUAGAUGUAAAAAAGAAAUACAUUUCGGAUCGGUUGUGCUCUUGCAUGCUUCGGAACAAUGCAUGCUCACAAAGCACUGGUAAAAAGAAAAUGGAGGGCAAGGAGAAUAAAUUGAAAGAUUUGUGAUUUUCGUACCUGUCUCGUGUGAACAUACUGAAAAUUGCGAUCUCGCCCCUGGUUUGACUUGAUCCUGGUCUCAUGUGAAGACCAAGAGUAUGCCCGUUUGCAGGUUAGGUCAUGCACUAGAUUGCAGUAUAGAUGGGUGUCAACCUGAGGUUGUCAAAGUGAGAAAAUAGUUCAUUUUUCAUUUUCAGGCUGGAACGACGCUGAUGUUCGUUUAUGUCAUGGUAGCUGUAUCUGGAGUGGUUCCACUGAUCUAUUGUUCACGUUGAUAGAAAUACGUGAAUUUCUGGAGCGAAACACUCACGAAGUCGUCACGAUCAUAUUCGAAGAUUACCUUGAGAACCCACGAAUACUGGCGAAGGUGUUCGACGAAGCUGAUAUCUCAAAGUUCGUGUUGACGUCGGAUUAUUGGGGAGAAGUCGAAGACUGGCCGACACUCUCCGAGAUGAUCUCGUUAGGUCGUCGGCUGGUCGUGUUUAAUAAUGUCGGGUUGACAGAAUUUCCUUACAGUACAAGGAAUAUGUGGAAUUUUAUGAUUGAAAGUCGUUAUGGAAGUGUUAGCAAAAAUCCUAAU
Messenger RNA from Paramuricea clavata, 1861 nucleotides. NCBI's taxonomy places the organism in Eukaryota, Metazoa, Cnidaria, Anthozoa, Malacalcyonacea, Plexauridae. The record is from the annotation of a GenBank genome assembly.